AUGGCCGCCAUCGCAGGCGCCCCCGAGCCUCCCGAGCCACGGCCCGGAGUGGGGGUCGGCGUCGUGGUUCUGAGUUCCAGGCAUCCCGGUGAGACCUGGGAAGAAUGUGCUCAAAGGGAAACCUGGGAAGAAACUGCUCUUCGCCUAAAAAAUGUCCGCUUUGCCUCUGUGGUAAAUUCUUUUGUUGAGAAAGAGAAUUACCAUUAUGUCACCAUAUUAAUGAAAGGAGAAGUAGACACAACUCAUGAUUCAGAACCAAAGAAUGUAGAACCUGAAAAAAAUGAAAGUUGGGAGUGGUUCCCUUGGGAUGAAUUUCCUCCACUAGACCAGCUCUUCUGGGCACUCCAGUGUUUAAAAGAGCAAGGUUACAAUCCAUUUAAUGAAGAACUGAACCACCUAAAAGGGUACAAAGGAAUCAUCUCUAAGUGA
Molecule: messenger RNA, 429 nt
Organism: Jaculus jaculus (lesser Egyptian jerboa)
Lineage: Eukaryota; Metazoa; Chordata; Mammalia; Rodentia; Dipodidae
Product: nucleotide triphosphate diphosphatase NUDT15-like
Exons: 1
Coding region: 1-429 (142 amino acids)
Biological process (GO): dGTP catabolic process
Cellular component (GO): cytosol
Molecular function (GO): 8-oxo-7,8-dihydrodeoxyguanosine triphosphate pyrophosphatase activity
Source: RefSeq, a predicted model, not a curated record